UGGCCAGGUGGGUGAUGCUCCAGGCUGGAACCACCAGAGGACGAGGGGUCUAGACUGUCCACAAGAGCAAGGACCCUGAGCAGCUCAGACCCUGCGGCCCCGCUGCAGGCUGCUGCCCUGAUAGUCACACAGGUGAAUGGAGGAUGGGCUCUGCGCUCUGUCACAGCCCGGCUCCUUGAUCCUGGGUUUAUGAUUGUCAAAUGUCCAUGAGCCAGCCAAUGAGGUGGCAUCAAUGGACCUGCUCCCCAGAGCUGGAGAGUUCCUGUCCAGUCUCUCCGGGAUGCUGGUUGGAGUUUGAGGGCCGUGGCCCCACCGAGGACGCCUUGGACAGUCAAGGCCCUUGUGAGAGCAGCAGCCUGAAAGUUUGCAAUAAAGGUGGAAGGAGCCUUUGCUGCAACUUGUACUUAGACACAGGAGAGUCCAGAAAUGUAUGGUCCUUGGAAAGGAAACAAAAGGCAGGGGACAUGUGGACCAUCUGAUAACCGGACCUGCUACCCCAGUGUAUCAAGAAGCUGAGAGCCAGGCUGCCUGGAAGGUGUGCAGGGACACCUAGCCCACUCUCUCUCCACUGACUUGCAGACUCAGACAAGAAGGCUGCCAUGGCUCCUUAUCACAUCCGCAAAUACCAGGAGAGCGACCGCAAACGUGUCCUGGGCUUGUUCUCCCAGGGGAUGGCCGAGCACGUCCCUGCCACCUUUCGCCACACCCUGAAACUGCGGCAAAACCUCGUGCUCUUGCUUGGGGGGCCCCUAGCAGUGUUCCUGGUCUCUGGGUCCUGGCUCCUGGCCCUCAUGGCCAGCCUCACCUUCCUCACUACCCUGUGGUUUCUUGCCAAGUACAGUUGGACUCAGCACACUGUCAAGGCUUUACAGACAGACUUGUCUGACAUCACCAAAUACUACUUCAGUGAGUGUGGCUCCUGCUUCUGGGUGGUUGAGUCCGAGGGGCAGGUGGUGGGCACGGUGGGAGCUCUGCCUGUUGAGGAGCCCACGCUGCAGAAAAAGCAGGUGGAGCUGCUUCGCCUAAGUGUGGCCUUGGAGCACCGUGGUCAGGGGAUAGCGAAAGCCCUGGUCAGGACUGUCCUCCAGUUUGCAAGAGACCAGGGCUACAGUGAAGUCGUCCUCAACACCACCAUCAUGCAGUCCCCUGCCCUGGCCAUCUACCACAGCAUGGGCUUCCAGGAGACACACCAGUCCUUUGCCUUUCAGAGCUUCAGGCUAAUGGCUAUCCCGUUAAUUCAUUUCAUCUACCACCUGCCCUCUGCUCAGGUCUCUCCUGCACCGGGGCAGGGAGGGGGCCCCUGAGCUGUCUCCUGGUGCACUAGUCAGGGGAGGACCAGCUCUGCUUCAGGAACAGGCCAACCCUGGAAUGUCACUGCGACAGCAUAGUCACUGCUUCCUGUUCAUUCACAUAGAAAUCCUGCAUGGUUGGGGGUGGAGUGGCUCUGCUCCAUUCAGUGUUUCUGGGGUGCCACUGGUUCAUUUAUCUACUGCCACAACAACGCGGCACGUAAAAUUCUUACGAAAUACUAAUAAACAUGUCUUUAGCUCAUGA
Messenger RNA from Equus caballus (horse), 1554 nucleotides. The record is from RefSeq and is a predicted model, not a curated record. NCBI's taxonomy places the organism in Eukaryota, Metazoa, Chordata, Mammalia, Perissodactyla, Equidae.